AUGGUGAGCAGACCUCCCCCAUCUCCACCGGGUGAGGCCCCGUCGCCACCUGGUCCCGCUCAGCGUCCAGGGUCCGAGGCGGCUUCACACCCCCUGGAAGAACCAGCUCCAGAAGCGGUGGUCCAGGGUCUGUCCUCAUCAUCCUCGCCGGAUGAGGCGGUGGUGGGGGCUUCUACCGCAGACCCCCCUCCUAUUGACUUGAGGGCCCGCCAAGACCUUCUUCGCCGGGUGGUGAAGGCUAUCGACCUCCCCAUGGCGGAGGUCCUGGAGGAUGACGACCCGCAGAAUGCCACUACCAUCUGGCAAUCACCGGCGUCCGUUCCUCCCACCGCGCGUGGCGUGAAGCGCAAGUACUCGGUCCCGCCCACCGGAUACGAGUACCUCUAUAUGCACCCGACUCCGGACUCCCUCGUGAUGGCUCUUUUCGCCCGUUACACCUUUGACAUCUUGAUGACCCUGGCGAAAUUUUCGGAGCUGAUCCCGACCGCCUCACGUCAAGAGUUUUCAGCCCUCAUGGAAGAAGGCAAAAAAGCCUCCCGGUCCUCCAUCCCGGCCGCUCUGGACUCUGUGGACUCAGGAGCCAGAACCCUGGCCUCUGGUUAUGAAUGCCGUGAGUGUGGGAAAUGCUUCACUAGCAGCUCAAACCUUUCUCAACAUCAGAGAAUCCACACAGGGGAGAGGCCCUUUGAAUGCAGUGAGUGUGGGAAAAGCUUCACUAGCAGCUCAGACCUUUCUAAACAUCAGAGAAUCCACACAGGGGAAAGGCCUUAUGAAUGCCGUGAGUGUAGGAAAACCUUCAAUUGCAUUUCACACCUUAUUAGGCAUCAAACAAUCCACAGAGGAGAGAGGCCCUAUGAAUGCCGUGAGUGUCGGAAAUGCUUCACUAGCAGCUCGGCCCUGUCUGUUCAUCAGAGAAUCCACACAGGGGAAAGGCCCUUUGAAUGCCGUGAGUGUGGGAAACGCUUCACUAGCAGCUCAAACCUUUCUCAACAUCAGAGAAUCCACACAGGGGAGAGGCACUUUGAAUGCAGUGAGUGUGGGAAACGCUUCACUAGCAGAUCAGACCUUUCUCAACAUCAGAGAAACCACACAGGGGAGAGGACCUUUGAAUGCCGUGAGUGUGGGAAAUGCUUCACUAGCCGCUCAAACCUUUCUCAACAUCAGAGAAUCCACACAGGGGAGAGGCCCUUUGAAUGCCGUGAGUGUGGGAAAAGCUUCACUCAAAGAUCAGUCCUUUCUAGACAUCAGAGA
Molecule: messenger RNA, 1251 nt
Organism: Mauremys reevesii (Reeves's turtle)
Lineage: Eukaryota; Metazoa; Chordata; Testudines; Geoemydidae
Product: zinc finger protein 32-like
Exons: 4
Biological process (GO): negative regulation of transcription by RNA polymerase II; regulation of cytokine production; regulation of immune system process
Source: RefSeq, a predicted model, not a curated record